AUGACCAUUCCGAUCCCCAAUGUCAUUGUUUAUUCCACCUUAUCAGGAAUUUACGGAUUUAUUGGACUUUCAAGCCUUUCGUUGUUGCUGAGAAUUAUUUACGUGGAAUUUCAACAACGAAGGAAAUUUUCAAAAUUCAUCUCUCAACGAUUUGGAAGAGUUCGUUAUACAGGGAAUUUAUCUUCUCAUCAUGACCGAAAGGAUGAUUCCAUAAGGAAGACUCAUCAGAAAUUAUCAUCCACUUCAUCCUCUCACUUGAAUUCUCACUUGACGACGAGUAGUAGUAGUAGCAGUCGGAAGGAAAAUACACAACAGCUAACAGAAGAUAUCCAUCCUUCCAAUUUGAUUUCAAAUCAUGAUCAUGGGAUGGAGUUCAAUAAUGAUUCUUUAAAAGAUUCAAUGAGGAUCACUCAGGGUGAUCAACAACGACAACAACACGACAUGAAUCCUCAUCAUUCCACUUCACAUCAUCAUGAAGAUAAAGAAGAAAUUGAAUCACAAACCACAACAACUAAUCAUAACGAUCAACAAUUCGCCAAUAAUUUCAACACUAACCCAUCUCUUGCCUCAUCUUCAUCUUUCAAAAAACCAGAAAGCACAUUUUCUGAUAAGAGAUUAAUGUUUGCGCUUAUUGUGAUUUUGUCACUCGUUCGAUGCACACAAUUAGCAGUUCAAGCUUCAUUACCAGAUUUUUCGGAAUAUAGAGAGCUCUUAAUUUUAGUAAGCUCAUUUCCUGGAUAUGUCUAUUCAUCACUCAUGCUCAUGCUGGUUUUCUUUUGGACAGAAAUGACAAUUUUGUCCAUUCGAAAACAGUCCAUUUCGGAAAUAUCGGAAACAAAUCAAGAGGAUAUUGGAUUAUUAACAUCUGAACAUUCUUCUUCGGAAUAUCAAUCACAAGGAUUUAUUCGAAGGAAAACAGUCCCAAAAAUUAUGAAUUAUUUAACAGCGAGUUCUUUUCUCAAGACAUUAUUCUUUGUUGUGAAUUUUAUCAUGUACAUGACCAUGCUAGUGAAUGAUUCGCUUUUAUUAUUUCAAUUUGCAGGAGAUGAACCAAGAGGGUCUGACAACAAUGACUACACCAAUCCAACGCCAUAUUCUACUAUAGAAAUUGUGGCAGUUGCCGUACCAACUGUUUUAUUUAUUAUUUGUGCUAUACUUGUCAUUAUAUUGGGAAUUACCUUGUUUAGGAGACAUUUGAAAAAUUAUAGAGCUAGUUCAUCGAGAAACAUUGUGUCACUCUAUACAAUUAUAUAUGUAUCAGUUGUGACCUUAACAGAUUUUGUUGUUUUACUAGGAAGAGCAGGAUUACUAAUUGCACAAAUGUUUCUGUCAUGGCUCGAAACAAAAUGGCAAACCAUUCUUUGUUACUAUUCACUUGGUGAAAUUAUCCCAUUAUUAAUCUUGAAUUAUGCUCUAUACAAGAUGGGAACUUUAUCCAUAUUGCACUCUUCUCAUCAUGCAGAAGUUGAAGAAAAACAAUCUCAAGACACAGGAAAAACAACUUCCAAGAAGACAUCUCAAACAAAAACUUCAAAAGUUGUAUCAUACAUGUCAGAAAAAGCUCAGAAAUAUUAUUCACAUUGGGAUGAGAGUACAGAGGAAGUCGAUUUUCAACAGCAACACGAUCCACAACAACCACACAUUCAUUACAGAUACGACGAUGAUAAUGCCACUGAAAAAGACAUGGAGGGAGAAACAUCAGCCAGUGAUUCUCCUUCAGUCACGAACUCGAGAAAGAAUUACGGAAGUGUGAGCGAAAUUCAAAAAUUUCCUUCACAACAUCUACGUGAACAUCCACACUGUAGAACAACAACAGUCCACAACAAUGCAAAAAGAAAAGGCACAAGUUCAAACAUUUCAUCGUCACACACACAUUCUUCUCACAAACCUUCCGUUCCAUCCCCUUCACAUUCCUUAAUCCAGAAAGUUCAUAAUGCUUUUGCAGAAAAUGAUUCUCUCAAGAAUGCCUAUCAUGAAUUUAGAGGUAUUGCAAGCGAUGACGAGUAUCAAUGA
Molecule: messenger RNA, 2013 nt
Organism: Naegleria fowleri
Lineage: Eukaryota; Heterolobosea; Eutetramitea; Acrasida; Naegleriidae
Exons: 1
Coding region: 1-2013 (670 amino acids)
Source: RefSeq, a predicted model, not a curated record